Molecule: messenger RNA, 3452 nt
Organism: Fundulus heteroclitus (mummichog)
Lineage: Eukaryota; Metazoa; Chordata; Actinopteri; Cyprinodontiformes; Fundulidae
Gene: mylk4b
Product: myosin light chain kinase family, member 4b
Exons: 13
Coding region: 247-2340 (697 amino acids)
Biological process (GO): protein phosphorylation; positive regulation of apoptotic process; intracellular signal transduction
Cellular component (GO): nucleus; cytoplasm
Molecular function (GO): protein serine/threonine kinase activity; ATP binding
Source: RefSeq, a predicted model, not a curated record
UCUUAUCACUGGCUACUCAGCUUCUGACGUCCACAGAGGGCUGCUCUUUAAUUUGGGGAACAGCCACCUGCUAUUCUUAUAACUCAGCCUUGUCGGACGGCAUUUGAGGGAUAGAUUCAUGACCUCCAUCUGCGACUCUUCCUCUGCCUGUACUAUGGUUCUUCUCAGCGUUCUUGUUGCGCUUGUAUGAAGCAGAUCCAGUAGGGUUUUUUUUUUCCGGUAAUUGCGAGCGCCUCAACGCCAAUCAUGAGCUCCAGCCUGGUCAACUCCUUAGCCAAAGUGUACGACCCCAACCCGCUUCAUGGUCAGAAGCAUUUUGCCAGGAAGUUCUCCCUGAAUGGAUCGGACCAGUCUCCGGCCUCGUCCUCUUUCUUCUCUCACCACGACGCAUCCCUGCGCUGCAUGGAGAGCAGGAUCGACUCGCUCAGCUCCCAGAUGGAGCGUCUGCUCGCCAUGCAGCAGACCGUCCUGACCCGGCUGGACGGCCUGUCCCAGGACGUGAGCUGCAUGAGCCGGGCCAUGGCCUCCUCCCACGAAGGGCGACGCGGCUCGGGGAUCGAGGUGAUUUGCAGGGAGCUGCGUGGGGCCGUGGAGCGCAUAGAGGGUCAGGGGCGCCGGCUGGAAGGGGUGGAGAAGCUGGUGGAGGGAACCCAGCAGGUGAUCAGCUUCAUUGGGGAGGCGGUGAAGAGCUCCAGGCUGGUGGAGCUUUUAUUCAAACAGCCGGGAGGCAAAACCGGCAGGAAGGCAAAAGAUGACAAGGACAAAGCCAAGCAGGGCGUGAAGGGUGGGAAAUCCCAGAAGAAAAGGAAACCUCAGGAUUUGUCAGAUUGCUCCUCUUUGAGUGAGUCGGCGCUGAAGGAGCAGAUUGAAAAGCUCAACAGGGAGAACGCCGAGCAUUGCCAUGGGAACGCGGAGGCCGGCGUCCAGAGCUGGGAAGCUGCAGGGAGCGAUGGGGAGAGACGGGAGGAGCCGGCAGGGCUGAUCCUGGACAGGUCACACGCUCCUGCCAGGGAGAGUAAGGAAGGCAAGGACAAGGAGGACGAGGGGGAUGUGUUCGACGACACAGACCCAGAGGAAGAGGAGCAACGGGCGGAGGACGACGGUGAAGAAAAGGGCAAAAAGGGGGCGGACGAUGUAAAGAAAAGGCUUGAGGGAGAAUCACAGGAGUCAUCAAUUUCAGACAUGAGCAAAGCAUCCCAGGAGAGCUGUGAAGACUCUGGAGACGGGGCCGGCGCGGGCAAACGCCGCGUCACUGAAGAGGACCUGGUGAAGGACGACCUGAAAAAGAGUCGAGUGGAGGACAGCGCAGUGGAGAGCGCCGGCGGGCAGGCGGAGCAGGGCCCCCAAUCUGACGAGGCAAAGGAGGAAGCUAUAGAAGCUGGGGAGUCUGCGGUGAAAGAAUUCACGAUUGAUGCAGGCCCUCCCCCCACCGCUCCCUUCGAUCACCGCAUCGUGACUCCCAAACCCCAUCAGAUAGCCACCUAUUACACCAUAAACAGGGAUGAAGUUCUGGGCGGGGGACGUUUUGGACAAGUCUACAAGUGCCUGGAGAACUCAUCUGGACUGACUCUGGCCGCUAAAAUCAUCAAAGCAAAGAGCCAAAAAGAGAAGGAGGUGGUGAGGAACGAGAUCCAGGUGAUGAACCAGCUGAACCACGCCAACCUCAUCCAGCUCUACGCCGCCUUCGAGUCGCGGAACGACAUCAUCCUGGUCAUGGAAUAUGUGGAGGGAGGAGAGCUGUUUGAUCGCAUCAUAGAUGAAAACUACAACCUGACCGAGCUGGACACGGUGCUGUUUAUUCGUCAGAUCUGUGAAGGGCUGCAGUACAUGCACAAAAACUACAUCCUGCAUCUUGAUCUCAAGCCAGAAAAUAUUCUUUGCGUCAGCAGAGCUACAAACAAGAUCAAAAUCAUUGACUUUGGGCUGGCGAGGAGGUAUAAACCCAGAGAAAAGCUGAGAGUCAACUUUGGGACGCCUGAAUUCCUCGCCCCCGAAGUCAUCAAUUACGAGUUUGUUUCAUUCCCAACAGACAUGUGGAGUCUUGGAGUCAUCACGUACAUGCUGCUCAGUGGCUUGUCUCCGUUCCUGGGGGACGACGACAACGAGACGCUCAACAACAUUCUGGCCUGUCAGUGGAACUUCGAGGAGGAAGAGUUUGGGGACAUUUCCGACGAGGCCAAAGACUUUAUAACCCGUCUGCUGGUGAAGAGCAAGAGCUGGAGGAUGAGCGCAACAGAGUCCCUCAGACACGGCUGGCUGUCAGACCCAAGCUUGCAUUAUCGACUAAAUCAGAAGAAAACCAAGUGCCACUCCUCACAUGCUCCACCACCAGAGAGCUAAACAGGAACAGCCAAGUCCUCGGUUUGCCUUGUGACACUGUCUGGCCCUGGGGCCCCAACACUGGACCAAUACUGUUGCACCUGUAGAACCACUGGAUUAUUAUUCUCUGCUUCACAUCCUUACCUUUGCAUAGCUGCACAUUGUGUAGGUCUGACCUGGAAAAAAAAAACAUUUUAAAAGCUGCCUGUACAAAGCGCAAAGUUAUUUAAAAAAAAUAAUAAUAAUAAUAAUAACUUUGCCUGAACCAGUGAGGACUUUCUUGCCUAGUACUGAUGCUGCCAAACUAAAACGCUGCAAUAUGUGUCACUUUGAUACUUUCCAAAUGCGCCAAUGAAAAACUGUUCUUUCAGCACAGUUUAGCAGUCACGUUUUCAUUUUGCGUGCUUUUGCAUACGUUGCACACUUCUUUGCCUUUUUUUUAAUCCAAGAUUUAGCAAACAAAUUUUAAUAAAAAAAAUUUUUCUUUAAGUAAAUCCACUUACAUUUUCUUUCUUUUGUAAGUCUUAUAAUAAUGGAAUUUACUCCAAGAUAAUUUGAAAUCUGACUCCAUUAAUUUUUAUUGUAAAUAUAAAAUGACAGCAUUGCAUCGAUCUCCCUAAGACAUUAGAAAAUCUCGGAGGUGAUGCCCCGCUUCAAACACCCGCUGUGUAUGUCACUCAUCCCACCUGCUUGUUUGGCUUCGGCAGUUUGGAGUACCCCGCUCACCUUCCAUGAAGGCAUAACGAACAACACGUUGCUACCUAUGACUUAUACUUGUUUAUGACUGAAGUGGGAUUCUUAUGUUCAUUUAUUUACUGGUUCAGCACCAGAUGGUACUUGAAGUGCUACUGUUUUCUUCAACAUGUGAUGUUUCUAUUUCAGAGGACACAAACGUGGUUUUAACGUAGUCAUGCACACGCAUUUAUAGGUUAAAUGCACAGCUCGGUGUGAUAGAGAGACAAGACGCUCGGCUGUUAGAUGAUUUAUUUAGAAUUGAAGAGCUUUGUGUUUUGAGUAUUUGUUUAUUUGAAUUUGUGAUACCUUUUUUCAAGUUUUCUUGCAAAAUGUUGAGAUUUAAAUACAAUGAAUGUAGGACAUUGAUAUGUUAAUAAAUGGUGCACCAAAGAAACUGA